Lycium barbarum (goji berry) is the source of this 540-nucleotide messenger RNA. RefSeq lists its product as uncharacterized. The transcript has 2 exons. Lineage: Eukaryota; Viridiplantae; Streptophyta; Magnoliopsida; Solanales; Solanaceae. The record is from RefSeq and is a predicted model, not a curated record. Bases 1 to 540 code for a protein of 179 amino acids.
AUGACUAGGAAGACUAAAGCGACAGCAGCCCGGAAGGGCAAAUCAGUUGUGGAUGAGGCAGUUAGCCAAGCCCCUAGGUCUACCAGAGCUCAGACUUACGUUGGGGUACACAUUCAGUCCCAGAGUUCUCCUACUCCCCCAUCUUCGGAGGAGCUCAGAGGGGCACCUGAUCCAGCCCCAGCUCCAGCACCAGCACCGGGCACAGACCCUAAUGCUGAUCCUCAGGAGUUUAUAGAUGGCAUGCAGCGCACCUUAAUUGUGAUGAAGGCGUCAACUACAGAAUCUGUUGAGUUAGCUGCUUACAGAUUGCAGGGUAUAACAAUUAAUUGGUUUCAGUCAUGGAGAUUAUCGAGAGGUAGGGAUGCUCUUCCGCCGACUUGGCAGGAAUUCUCAGAUGCCUUUUUGCGUCAUUAUAUGCCACCCGAGUUGAGACGAGCAAGGGUCGAUAGUAUCCUUAAUUUGCGACAGGGCAACAUGUCUGUUAGAGAGUAUAGUGUGGAGUUUGAUUCUUUGGCUAGAUAUGCCCCUUCUAUAGUAUAG